Molecule: messenger RNA, 9553 nt
Organism: Leptidea sinapis
Lineage: Eukaryota; Metazoa; Arthropoda; Insecta; Lepidoptera; Pieridae
Product: integral membrane protein GPR180
Exons: 7
Coding region: 259-1803 (514 amino acids)
Biological process (GO): G protein-coupled receptor signaling pathway; response to pheromone
Source: RefSeq, a predicted model, not a curated record
GAUUCAGAGUACAAACUGCAAAAGUAAAGUACAGAACAAAUGUGAUGAUUGUGGUGAUGAUAAGAAAAUAAUAAUUUAGAUACUAUUUGCGUUCAAAUUUAUAAAUUGUAUAGAUAUUAGAUAUUUAUGUGGUUAUUAAUGAAGAAGGAGGCCUUAUUUACCCCCUAAAAUGUGAAUGAAAAAUUAAAAACUACAUUGCCUAAGUGAAAUGGGGAUCAUAAUAUUUGAUUGGAUUGUACUGUUUAUGUGACCAUCACAAUGUUUGUAAAAGCGUUUUUAAUAUUAAUUUUAGUUAGUAUUGUGUACUCGACACGUAUAAAUGGAGAGUUUUCCACCGAUGAAUUCUUUAAGUUUUUAGUAAAAUUUGGAUUUCAAAAAACGGAUAUACAUUAUCAGAAAGAAACAUAUGGCUACAUAUUUGGCAAUAUUACUUCAAGACAACAAUUCAAAUAUCCUAUAACAUUUGCAGUAUUAGACAGAAAGCAUUUUAUCCACUAUUAUAAAAACAGAGAUAUAGCUGACAAAGAAAGUGCUUGUCAGAUAAUGUUUCAGAAUCUUAAUGCAUCUGCUUACCACCCAAAAUGUAAUACAUAUGGUGAAGAUUUAUUCAGACGAGUUCCUUGUCAGCCAAAUCAACUCUGCAUUGAUGAAGACAUGCCCUGGAAUGUUAUAAAAAAUAACCAGUUUACUUAUGUUAUUCAAAACAGUGGACAACCAAGGUUCUGGUAUGUGUCUAUGGUAUCUUGUUACUUGGAUGAAGUGACUUGUUCAUGGCAUCACUAUAAGGGGGCACCCUCCCCUGAUAAUAAGUCAUUAACAGAUAUGCCACAAAUAAUUAAUUAUGAUUUCUGGCUAGUCAAUGGAAGCCCCAAUCUGUCACUGUAUAAUACAAUGCUGUAUCAGUUCUCAUUUGAUAGACAGAAUACUUUGGAGAUGUAUUUGUUGUUCUGGUUGUGUUAUAUAAUUUUAGUGCCUGUGCAAAUAUAUGCAGUCAGGACUCAAAGGCAUCCCGUAACAAAACUCUUCACAUUCAGUUUGUUUCUGGAGUUCAUUGCGCUAUGUUUCAAUGUUCUCCACACAGUGAAGUUUGCUGCAGAUGGAGUAGGAUUCACUGGUCUUGAUGUUGCUGGGGAUAUAUUGGAUAUUAUGAGCAGGACACUUUUCAUGUUGCUGCUACUUCUCUUGGCUAAAGGUUGGGCCGUAACAAGACUGGAAUUCACAUAUAAACCUCUUGUUUUUGGAGUUUGGAUGGUUUAUGGCAUUGUGCAUAUAUUACUAUAUGUUUGGAAUACUACUGAAGUCGAUAUAAUUGAAGAGAUUGAUGAGUAUCAGACGUGGCCCGGCUGGCUGGUGCUGUCUCUGAGGGUGGCCAUCAUGACGUGGUUUGUGCUGGAGCUGAGGAACACCAUGAUGUAUGAACACAACAUGCCCAAACUGAACUUUUUGCUGCAUUUCGGUGCAUCAAGCCUCGUCUGGUUCGUGUACUUGCCGAUAAUUGCGUUGAUUGCCCUUCAAAUAAGUCCACUGUGGCGGUUUAAGUUUAUAUUAGGUAUAACAUACUCAGCUGAUUGCCUGGCGUUUUGUGUAAUGGCUCACCUAUUGUGGCCAACGCGAUCAGAACAAUAUCUGUUACUAGCUCCUCCCGACUACACUGCUGGCAUAGAGGAGUUAGACGAGUUCAGUGAGUCGCCACACGUGGUUCACAGCGAUACAGUCGCCCUGACUACAGCCGAGAGUGUGAAUGCCGACGACGAAGAAGUAAUAUUCACUCGGGUACACAAAAACGGAACGGUGUUCUCAUAGCAACACGCAAUGGCCAACAUUUAAUACAUUUGAUUCUCAGCGAGAAUAGAUUGAGUAUGAGGCUAUGGAGGUAUUUUAUGGAAAUCAUUCCAAAUAUUCAUAAAAUUGAAUACGACAGGCCGAAUGAAUGGUCCUGAUUAAAUCUAUGCGUUAGAGUAAUGGAUAUACUUUUAUGCGUCUGUCUUAUGUCGAAAGCCGGUAAUAUGAUCAAAGGUAAUAUGAAAUGUAACGUGUGCAAUUAAAUUCAGUGAUUUUCACUUAAUUAAAUACUGAGAGUAGGUAAGUUUUGGUUGAAAGACUUAGAAGAAUAUUCUAGUAGAUCCUUGUAAGAAAAUAUGGUUUAUGAGCUGUGUCGUGUUGUAAAAGUAUUCAAGAGUGAGCGGGACAGAAGAUGAAACAAGUUAUAUUACCUAUAUAGUUCUGUAGCAUUUAGGUAAGUUUCUUAUCGCUUUUUCGUUCAUCAGAAACGGUUGAUGAUUAUGGAAUUGUAUCAAUAUUAUGUGAAAAAAAAAAAUAGUACAGUUUCUUACAUUUUUUUUAUAAACCAGUUUCACUUACGAUUAGAUAUUGUACAAUGUACCUUAACAUACGACUGAAGUAUGCUAUGUGUAGUAUAUUUAGUACAGUCUCAAUCUUAUUAUGAGGCUCUAUAUUAGUUUUUCGAUUCGAUUCUAUUUUUAUUGAUGUUCAGGCAUAACGUGUUCGUUUAUAAACAGAUUUAAACAUUUAAUUAAAUUUUGGUGACCGAAGAUAUUUUAAACUUAAAUAUGAAUUGUCUGUGUUUAACCAUAUGUGUUUUUAUACAGCCAGUCUUAAUAGUAUGUUGUUAAGUAACUUUACUAGUUAAUUUACCUAAAGCCCAACAGACUCAACAAAAACAAAUACAGACUCAAUAAAGAAGACCAUAAAUUUGUAAGCUGUAAGUAACGCAUGUCUAAAUAACGAAACAUUGGAUUGAUCUUAAUUAAUAACUCUACAUUUUUGACAAACUGUUAAGGGUUCAAGCUAAUUUAAAUUUAGUUAUUAAAAAUCCAAGUAAACUAGAUGUUCGUCUUAGUGCCUCACAUUCCGGAAUGAGGGUAGAAUGAAAACUUUGCGUUAAAAGAUGAGUAAUAUUAUUUAAUAAAUAUGUUUUAUAUUUUAAUUGGUUAAAUUAAAUUGUUUGUUUUUAAAGCUGUUGUGGCUGACUUGUUUUCUAUGGAAUUAAAUAACGGUCUUAUUGGCGAUCAUCACAAUGAAUUUGCAUCGUAUUGUUGCUUAAAGUGUACACAAGUUAUAUUUAUAUAUUUUAAAUCUCACCGUUAUUAUCAUAAUAUAAAAUCUCAUUUUAUUGUCGUUACGAUUAUGUUUAUUUAGAUGUGCCAACUUUUUCAUAAUAACCCUUAUAUCAUGGUAUAAUAAUAUACUCCGCCUAAUAUCACGGUAAUAAGAGUAAAUUAUAAUGAGUUAAUAGUUAUUUAUGCAACUGUUGUGUAGUAAGGGGUAUUAAAACACGAAUGUGGAUUUAUCUCACGAGGCGAAGCCGAGUGUGAUAAUAGUAGCACAUGAGUGUUUUAAUACCUAAUUAUUAACAGUUGCAUACAAGACUUUAUCUACACCCAGAAUAUGAAUCCUCUAAAAGAUUCUGGAACAGUUAGCUUACUGCUAACAUUAAAACACCAGUCCUAGUAGUAACCUAAUAUCAUUCGUUACUGAUUAUAUACAAAUAAAAUAAGUAUUAAUGAAACAAUUAUUUAUUUUAGUAGCAAUUUACAUUUUGUAUAGUGCAAUAAUUAAAAUUCCCUCGACUAUAAUGUUCUUUUGCAGCGUUUAAAAUGAAUCGCUCAUUUUUUGUAAGCAAAACAAUAAAAAUAUCGAAGAAAAAUGUCGGGGAUUCGAAUAACCUACUUUUUUUUACGGCGCGCGACGUUCUGGGAGUGUAGAGCGCGCGUAAACGAAAAUGUUCUUUUUUUGAAAUUCAUACAGAUACCACGCAUCGAGCAAUAAGAAUGUGGCUGUAUGUUGAAACUCUUUGCGCAUGAAGGGACAAAAAAAACAUAGGAGUGUUGUUAUGAAAUUCAGUACAACAUUACAACACUCUUUUGGGUGAUGUAAUGGUUAUUAGGACAUUGGGUGUUUUAAUGUUGGCAAUAAGCUAACUGUUUCAGAAUCUUUAAUAGAGGAUUUAAAGCAUGGGUGUAGAUAAAAGAAAUUACUAACUAGUUUAACUAAUAAGUAACCUCAUGUUAUUCAUCUAUUGAGAUUUAAAUCAAUUUAUUUUAAAGUUCAGAAUUGCUCAAAGUUAAAAAACACAUUUUGCUCUCGGGUAAUUCAAUAACACACACAGUGGCAAGACAUCACAUUGACAAGUGUCAUACUGACAGCUCGCUAUUGUCGUGUCGCUCACGUCUAUAGCGUCGUUCCACUCGAAAAUAGUUUGAGAACAGUCAUCGCAACUGAUGACGUAUUUUUAGGCCAAUCACUCGACCCAGCUGUCAUGGGAAGAGAAUACCAAUUAUUACCAUUACCAGUUAUUAUUAUACCAUGAUCUUAUAUAUUCGCAAUGAAAGUAACUUAGUGAACCAAACGAGCUGAGAGCGCGCUCGAGGUACUGAACGUUCAUUGGCCCCGUGACUAUCACAACACAUCCUAAUUGGUCAUUUAAUAAUCACAAGAUAUCAUUAACAAUAAACAACAAGACUCAUAAUCACACUCAAAAAUUGUCUGAAGCAAAACUCUGCACGUAGACAGAGUUUUCAUUCAGUUGUGUUACGACCGCGCUUUGAAUACAACGCCACGCAGUUAAAAAAUGUCCAAAUAACAGCUUAUCCGAACUUUAAAAAGAUGGCGUGUUGUAUUUCAGGUAAGAGCCUCUUUAUAUUAACAAAAUUAUGUAAACUUGAUGUUUUUAAUAAUUUUCCUAAAUAUUUAAUAACAUUUCAAUUGCUAAAACAAAAUUCAUAGCCGAUGAAAUAUGCGAAAGAGACGCCACAUUUCGCACUAUAAUCAAUGAGCUUCUUAUGAGCGUAUACAAUAGAAAUUGAACAUUACUGCCAUGAAAUAAGGUAUUAUUUUUAAUAAAUGUUUUAAUAUUAUCUGAAUAAGUUAAUGUAUACAUAUAUACAAAGUCGUUCGGACAUUUUUGACGGCUUUUUAGUAGGCGAUUGUGAGUCUAAUUAUUGUUUAUAGUAAGUACGUCCAUGAACAAUAGCUCGUGGCUACUGUGCAUUUUCAUAUCUUUGAUGUUUGUAUUUUAUUAGGCAUCUGUGGGUUAUAUAUUAUAUAUUUAGGUCAAUUAUUAUAUAACUACCGUAAAACAAGUUGUCUGGAAACUCUGGAGUGGAUAAAAUAAAAUUGUUUUUUUUUUAUGACAAUACGGGACGAGCCGAGCAGGACGUUCAGCUAAUCUUAAUUAAAACGCCCUGCCCAUUACAAUGCAGUGCCGCUCAGGAUUCUUGAAAAUCCCAAAAACUCUGUGCGACCCCAUAAUUGCUCUCGUCACCUUGAGACAUAUGAUGUUGUCUCAUUUGCGCAGUAAUUUCACAAGGUUUGGCGCCCCUCAGACCGAAACACAGUAAUGCUUACAUAUUACUGCUUGACCUUGCAAAGGGCGCCGUUGUGGUACCCAUAAUCUAGCCGGCAUCCUGUGCAAAGGAGGGUUCCCAUUGGUUAGUUCUUCAAAGAGAUGGUCGACUAGACGGUACCAACAUGACGGUGUUAUAUAAAUAAUAUUUCUAUUGAAAUGUAUGAUUCUACGUACAUUACAAUCGGUACAUUACUAACCAACACCGUCGCGUGCUGUGCAUAAGUUAUGUAUAUACUUUGCCUUUAUUUUGUCACGCGUCAUAGAGCAGUCAAUAGCGCUCGCGAGGCAUGCCUUUAACGCAUGCGCGAUGACUGUUGAAAGCGAAACGCGCUCUGAUACAAGUUUUCCGGCGUCGAGUGGAUUUCUAUGCCACAAAGCGUUCAACAUCAACAAGGGAACUAAAUAACUAUACUGGCAUUGCCUUCUUUAACGCAUUCUAAGAAAGUGGAAUAGAAAGAUGAAAACUAAAGUUGAACAUGAAAGGCACAGUGGACAUAGUUAUAAAGUAUCAACAACUCUCAUAUGUAUAUCGUAGUCCGUUUAUUUCUUUUCCUGUCUGAUAUUUUCAUAGCUGUCAUGGUAUGUAUGUAUUAUGAUUUUUUUUAUAUUGUAACAAAUAAGUAAUUGAUAAAAAUACUAUAUAAAAUUGAAUAUACCUUCACUAACCAUUGUUUGUCUAUUAUGUAGGUACAUGGUUCAACACGUACUGUACGUUUUAUAUCUGUCUAUAUAUUAUCUCUGAUUUUACUGUUGUAUUGUUUUACGGCCGUUUUCAAUAACCCAUCUAUCCUUAGUUUAACUAAAUAGAUUUGUCUACCUCUUAUUAGAGGUGUUUUUGGAAAUUUAUCCUUUUACGCUUACUUACAUUUCAAUAAUCUAUCGACAGAUACCAUUGGACUAUAACUAUAUUGGACGUAACUAUGGACAGAUAAGAUCUUGUCAUUAAACGGUGAAAGCAAUGUAUCCGUAACAAGAGAUACGUUAUUGAAAACGGCCGUUAAUGAUAAGAUAAUUCAUACAAGACCUACAUCGGUAGACAAUAUAUGGUAACUUUCCUAAACACUAUCACGAAUAGUCUUGUGGCGUCACGUUUUAACAUUUCUGCUUAGUUAAAUACGAAAAAUAUUUUCCUUUUUUAAAGAAAAAAAUGACGCAUUCUGUGAAUAUUUUGACCUGAACUUUUUUUUAUCUGAAAAUGCAGCGACGAAAUAGCGGAAACUUAUCACAUCACGGAGAAUAUCCUGUUCUUAAAGCUAUUGUCAAACGGACAGCGAACCGAAAGCGUUUUCAUUUUGUUAUGUAUGGUAUCUUUUCAAUCUAGUCGCAUAUAAAAGCGAAACCGAAUACGUGGCGAACAGAAAGGCGUGUCACACCAGGACAAAUCAAAGGCGAGCGCGCAAAGCGAGGCGUGAGCGAGAUAGUUGUAUUAGCGUAUGCACGAAGUCGAACAUAGCGAAUGCGAGACGCGACCCAAGAGUGAAGCGCGAUGGUAGUGUUUAUUUACAAAACUUUGACACGAGUGGCGCGGCCGUCCCACAACGCUUCUUUUUCCUGUGCCUACUUUGUAGUUUGAUCGGAUUCUCUACGCUUCCAGUUCGGUUCGCAUUUAUGUUUGAAAAUACCGUGUGACAUUAUUAUAACAGGAUUAUAGCUUCUAUAUUACUUGAGCUUCGGACUUACAUCAUUUCAUCACAAAUAGCUUGUUAGUCAUUUUAAAUUAUUAGCUACGUUAGCGUGGUACCGAAACAAUGUAUUGGGACAAAGUUAAAUAGUUUUUCUCAAAUAUGUAAUCCCGUACCUACCCAAAUUGAUAGAAUAAUGAUAUUGGUAUAAAUUUGAACAUAAAUUGGCUACACAAAUGUUUUACGACUUUUGAAGGUUUCAAGUCAAAGUUAGUUAAUUGUUCCAAAAUUAUAUGCAGGUUGCUUGUUGUUUUUAUUUUACUUGUCAUAUUAUGUAUCACAAAGGAAUUUUAUCAUAUAAAUUUUGUCACGAGAUUAUUGUCCCUGGUAAAAAUAGAUAUAAAUAACAGAAAUGAAAUUAUUGUAAAAAAUCAACUCGUUAAUAUUAACUUGAUAUAAAAUUGUCUGUUAUAAAUUCUCCAUUAACUCCAUACGCGAUGUAGAGAGAAUAUCGGUUAAUGACCUUUAUGUCAUCGAAACAACGACUAUUAAACUUAUACGCGUGGGACAAGGACAGGUAAUAGGUUAGUGACUGUAAUACUCUGCUCCGGGUUUUUGUUUAUAUUAGCUUAGUAAUUAAUUAAAUUAAUUUUAAGUUAGUACAUUAGUGACUGCUAGACAUGUUGUAUUUUAGCUGUGAAAUAAUUGUGCUUGAAUUUUAUUUUUAUUGCGUUUUUUUUACUCAUUUUCUGUUAUACUGAAGUCGAUAUGUAAAUAUAUUAUAUAGUUAGAUGUAUAAAUAUUUGAAUAUUAUCGAAUUAUGAUAAAAGUAAAUUAAGAAUUUAUAAUUUUUUAAUAAAACUCAUGUUGUGGACCCGCCAGUAAAGGAUAAUGUGAGUACAACGGUGUAUAUGUAUUCAGCUCGUUUUUAUUACCUUUAUUAAUUAUUCAAUGUUACUAUAUUUACAUAUUUAUUGAAUUUGAAUUUUGGAACCAUUUUAGAUCCAAUGUUUGCUUAGUAAAUUCUCCUGUGAUGAAACUUGUAAAAAUUCUAUUUAGAUAAAUACCUCGACUGCAAACCACAAAUUUUUAGUCUACUUACCUCUCACUAUGUCUGUUCCGUGCGUUUAACCUAUCUGAUCGCAAUAAUUCAUUAUCUGUUGCAUUAGAGCAUCGCUGCGCUGCGAGUCGCGGCGCUGCACUUCAAAAUUGUCUCGGAGGCAACUUUGCCGCGACGUGCAGCAAUGUGCAGUGAUUGAAAUUAUAUUUCGACGCUUUGUAGCGUGCUGUUUAGUGCUGCGCAGCGCCGCUGUAAUUCGUUCCGGUCUUUAAUUCGCAAAUGCUUUUUAAACAAUAACUUAAUUAUUUUUUUGAGAAUUCCGCCUACAAUAAUAAAAAUAUUGAUUUUUGAUAAUAUACUUUUGAGCUAGUUUUUUUUAAUAUCUGGGAUUUUCAUUUUGAACACCGGAUACCAUUGGUUAGCUUUAAUCUGAUGUAAAAUCUAUGACAUUGUCAACCUACAACCUCUAUGUCCACUUGUUUGUUUUUAUGGACAAUGACGUCAUAGUACAAUAGUAUUUUAGAUAGUGGUGUAAACUAUCCAUUCCCCAUUAGGUAUUGUUAUAUCAAAUAAAAAACAGUCACCCAUGGUGCUCAUAUCAGGUUAGGUUUCAGACGAACAUUAUUUUUACUCACAAUAUUUAACAAAAUUAAAAAGCGUUCUCUUCUUAAUACUGUCAUCUCUGUUAAAGAUUUUAACUCUCGGUAACGUAUCAUCUUGCUUACAAAUAUACAGCCAGUAAUAAAACAGUGAAACACCAAAGUGGGUAUUCGAAAAGACCUUCUGAAAUUAAAUGCGUUAGAUAUUUCCUUUUGCAUUAAUGUUUAUUGUAGCUGCCAAUAGGCUGGACCCAAACUAUAUUUGAGCUAUUAGACCUAGAAAAAAAAUCGAUAGACACAAGCUUUAGCUAUCAUGACAUUGGCACAAAACCAUUGAAAUCUAACCUAAAAUUGUGACAUUUAUUUACAGUCUGCUCUGACGGGUCCAAAAACUGUAUUUUACGGCAAACGGUUUAUCAGUUUAAACGGUAAAAUCCAACCAAAAUUAGUGGCAGUGUAUAGUUAGAAUACUAUAAUUACUACAAAUACUUUAGUCGGAUUGUAGCCGCCAAUGGCCCGCGCCCAAAAAAACUGAUAGACACAAGUUCUAGCUUUUUGACAUUAACCCCAACCUAUGAAAUCUAACCUAAAAUUGUGACAUUUUGUUACAGUCUGCUCUGACGCGUACAAAAACUGUGUGUUUUACUCAUAGAUAUUAUACAAAUAUUAUCUACGAAUUAUCGUUUAAAUUUCACAGGCUAAAUUCAACCUAAAAUAUUGUCAGUGCAUAGUGAGAAUAUUAUCAACUUUUAUUUAUAAUUAUAUAUUAUGUAGUACACACCUAUUAGGUUAAGUAGUGUUGUCUAGUAAUGUAGGUAAAUGAUUUAUUCUGAUGUUGUCUUGUGCUUCUUCGCCUUACAAACAGUGUCAAGAAGGAAAUAAAUGUGAUGUAAAAGAAAUUCAA